AUGGAUUGCUUCGUUGGAGCGUCGACGGGCGCUCUGAAAGGUGGGGGAUUUUUUUAUUUUUAUCAGAAAAUCAAAAAGGUUUAAUUUUUAGAAGAAUAAGAGUUGAAGAAAACUAGAUUUUUAAAAAGAAAUUUAAAAAAAGAUAAGACGAGUUUACGUAAUUUUUUUAUGAAAUUUAUCAAAAUUUUUGAUUUUUUUGUAAGAUCACAUCUGUUUUAAAUUGGUCAAAAAUUGAGCCGAAAAAAAUGUGAAAUUUUUCCCAUUUUUUUCAAAAAAAAAUAGUUUUCCCAGCUUAAAAAUAGUUUGGAAGUGUUAUUUGAUGGAAAAAUGAUUCGAAGUCAAAAAAAUGACGUUUUGAAUCAACGUUUUUUUGGUUUUUUUAGUUCGGCGGCAAUGAUUUUGUUGUAGGAAAUAUCCACGAGAUUCAACAAAAAAAAAUUUUUUCAACAAUUUUAUCGAAAAAUUUAACUUUCUGAUCAAUUUCCUGUGAUUUCCUUGCAAUAUCAUGAUUUAAAGUUCAAAAAAAGCUAAGUUUCCGGUUUUCAUUUAACUUUUCAAGUAAACCUUCUCAUGGUGAAAAAAUCAAAACAGUUCAUUUUUUUCAGCAAUCAGUCUCCGUGACAACUCUUUCCUCAAUCUCAACGUCAUCAAGGAUUUACAACCGAAAAAGGAUGAAAUUACGGCAAUGGCCUGGAACGACGAGAAUCAGGUCGUUGUUUUGUGAAUUUUUGAAGAAAAUUGAGGUAUCAAAAACAUUUUUCAGAGAGGGAAAAAAGUUCAAAAAGACUGUUAAAAAGGGUACUUUGGGAUUAUUACAGAAUGCUCCCCCUCCCACUCUUGUAGGAAAUCUAGAAGGGUGUGGGGGGAUGGGCACUCUUGAAGAUUGCCUGGGCAUUUUAAAAUCGUCCCCCACUUAGCACUGUGGGCGAUUUUGGAAUUUUUUUCGUUGCCUUUUUGAAUAUUAUUUCUGUCUUUUUCUCUGUUCCAAUUUGUCACGUUACUGUCUUUUUUUCUUACUGUUAGAAAUUUUUUUGAAAAGUUGAAGCCAUAAUUUUCAUGGUAUUAAAUUCCAGUCGGAGCUUCUCAUCGCCCAACUCGAUCGAAAAUUGAGGCUUUUCGAUGCGGACACCAACGAAAGCGAGACUUUAUUCAAUGUUGAAGGUGGACAGGGCCCUGUGAAAGGCCUAUGUCGCACUAAUGACGGGUUUUUCAAAGUUCAAAGCUCCUUGCAAUGCUUUUUAUUUAAAGAGAGAACCUUAUAACGUGUGUGCAGAGCGGCGUUUUGAAAGUCUGGGACGACAAAGGCGAAGAAAAAGCCGAAUGGACCGUUGGACCUGGUGUCAGUGCGAUGAGGGGUCAGUUUCAACUGAAAUUUCUGGAUUUCCAGCCUUUUUACUGCGUAGUUUUACUGUUAAAACUGAGGCCGUAUGCAGAAACCAAGUGGAGGACCUGAAACCCCUAUAGGGACCACUUUUUCAGCCCCUAUGAGGGCUGUUUUUAUCCUUAACCCCUAUAGGGACCACUUGAGCUUCAGGGGCUAAGGGGUCAGACUAAACCCCUAUAGGGACCACUUUUUCGGCAACUAUAAGGGAUUUUUUCUCCCUAAUCCCUAUAGGGACCACUUAAGCUUGAGGGGCUAAGGCAUCAGACUCCAAAUCUCUAUAGGCUUUCCCUUGAUUUUACCUCUAUAGGGGUCCCUUUUCCGCCCGAAUCCCUAUGGGGACCAGUCUAAAAUGUCUAAGUAUAGUCAAUCCUUUUUGACUUGAAAGGCGAUAUGAAUAGGGUUUGAAAAAACCCCUAUAGGGACCACUUCAGCUUUAGGGGCUAAGGGGUCAGACCUUAAAACCCUUGUAGCCACCCCUUUGAUGUUACCUCUAUAGGGACCACUUCCCCCUAAUCCCAAUAGGGACCAGUCUAAAAUGUCUAAGUAUAGUCAAUCCUUUCCGACUUGAAAGGCGAUAUGAGUGGAUUUUGAAAAAAUGCCUAUAGGGACCACUUCAGCUUUAGGGGCUAAGGGGUCAGACCCUCAACCCCUACAAGGACUAUUUUUUCAGCCUCUAUAGGGACCACUUGUUACCCCCUAAUCCCUAUAGGGAUCAGUCUAAAAUGUCUGUGGGGGGCUAAGGGAUCAGACUAAACCCCUAUAAAGACCAUUUUUUUCAGCCUCUAUAGAGACCGUUUCCCCCCACCCCUAAUCCCUACAGAGACCACUCAGGGACGCCUAAAUAUCAUGAAAUAUUUCAUUUACUUUUCUAGGGUCAACCGAGAAAAACGAGGUUGUCACCGGCGGAAUCGCGAAUCUCGUGAAAACUUGGGACAUCGAGACGAAUAAGCAGACGUGGGCGGCGAAAAAUGUGACAUUUUUCGAAAUUUCAACUGAAAAAGAACUCUUUGAAGGUUCCGCCAGACUUUUUGCAACUCGAAGUUCCGAUCAUGUGCACGGAUGUGAGGUUCAUCCCCGGUCAGAAUACGAUCCUUGAAGCGACGAGGCAUCAUGAAGUGAGAGAGGGAGUUUGGAAGGGGAAAGUGAUCCCUAAAGUUGGGGAAAUGGAGAGUUUUUGCAGUAGUUUUGACCUUUUUUGCCCAAAAUUUUGAAAUUGCUGCAGAAAAUGGCUUUGGUGCAUUUUCAUGUACCGAGAAGCGCAAAUCGGAAUCUCUUAAUUAUUUUUUUGAAAUCCUUAUAUUGAGAAAAAGCUCAAUGACUCUCCAGGGGGGCUUAAAACUGAGCAUUUCCAAAUCCAUUUAGUGGCCACUUGAACACUAGAGGGAGAAGAUCAUGAGAACGUACGUACUCCUCGUAUAGUUUGUUCAUAUUUUGAAUUUCAAGUACAAUGACGUCAUUCGAAAGCGCUCUGUAGAUGGCUCGCUCUCUGACUGGCUUUUCGGGCCAUUAGGGGCGGAGCUUUAGAAGCGACUUGACAUUCAAAAUAAAUCUAAACGGACUAUAGUGGAUACUUAAGAGAAACGUAAGAAACUGUUUUGUGGAUACUCUCUUUUCUGAAGAUAAUGUCAAACUUUCACGUUUUUCAUUUUUUUUUUUCUUCGCUCUUAUCAUUUUUCGAAAAUCUUUUCAGUCGUUAUCAUUAUUUUGAGUUUUUUUUUACUUCCAACUUCCCCAUCCCAGAUGCGCUUGUACGACCCGAGAGCCCAACGAAGACCUAUCGCCAAAAUUCGAUUCCUGGAAAAUCCCAUCACGACCACUUCCCUAUGUUAUAAGCCGAAUCAUGUCCUGGCCGCGAAUUCAAUCGGAGAAAUGGGACUGUUCGAUUUGAGGAGCAAAG
Messenger RNA from Caenorhabditis auriculariae, 3281 nucleotides. NCBI's taxonomy places the organism in Eukaryota, Metazoa, Nematoda, Chromadorea, Rhabditida, Rhabditidae. The record is from the annotation of a GenBank genome assembly.